Molecule: messenger RNA, 183 nt
Organism: Prunus armeniaca (apricot)
Lineage: Eukaryota; Viridiplantae; Streptophyta; Magnoliopsida; Rosales; Rosaceae
Source: the annotation of a GenBank genome assembly
AUGUCACUCAGGGAUGCCGAGAAGACAGCCUUUCGAACACCAUACGAGAAUUUCUAUUACAUUGUCAUGCCAUUCAGUCACAAGAACGCCGGCGCUACCUACCAAAGAGCCAUGACAACGGUGUUCCAUAAUAUGAUGGGAAAAAAGGUGGAGGAUUAUGUGGAUGACCUCGUGGUGAAGUAA